Molecule: messenger RNA, 5373 nt
Organism: Clavispora lusitaniae ATCC 42720
Lineage: Eukaryota; Fungi; Ascomycota; Pichiomycetes; Serinales; Metschnikowiaceae
Biological process (GO): fermentation
Cellular component (GO): membrane
Source: RefSeq, a predicted model, not a curated record
AUGCCCAUCUACCUUCUCAGUAUCCUGGUUCUGGGCUACGGCUCAGCGGCAUCCAGCUGGAUAUACUUGGCCAACUGGAUCUUAUUGCUUGUGCUCAGCGUUGGCUUUGUCUUUUACUUUCCUCGCCUCGUGGGGUUCGUGUUAACACACCUUCUACGACUUUGGGUGUGGCGCAAGCACAAGGUCCGAAUAUCCAUUGGGUCGUUCCGUGUGUCGCCGCUUGGCGGACGUAUUGCUGCCCGCAAUGUCGUUAUCAUCACCCAAGAUAAUACCAUCUCCAUCAUCCGCAUGCAUCUCACAUGGCGCUACUGGUUGGUGCGCCUUCCGAGACUCCCUGCUUAUCUCUUUGCUCAAGAAGACUCGCCGGACGAAAGCAGCGGCAUGUCUCCGGAGCAGAACAAACGCUUGUCGACCAGUCUUCAGCUCUAUGUGGAUGGCCUCGAGGUUUUCGUCUACAACAGAACCCAGGCCUACACAAACAUUGUCGAGGCGUUGGCGCGUACAGACGCCAAGGACGAGUUCUCGUCGCUGUCUUCUGCCACCUUGGCGGACACAGAGGCGCACCUGUCGCUCGAUUUCUGGUUGAGCGUGCUCCCCGUGCAAAUGCAAAUCAAAAAGGGUGCAGUCAUCUUGGGCAAUGCCACAACUCCGUCGAUUAUGUGUGCGUCGUUCCAUUCGGCCACGGCGCUUCUAGACGUGUGUCAACCUCCAUGUCCCCAAGACCUUUUCCGCACAUCUGUCGACGUGACAAUGGAAAAAUUCCAGGUGGUGUUGAAACCCAACGUGACUUACGACCCAACGCGGUACUCGCUGGCCGAACCGCAGGCGCCCGUGACCAAGGCAGAACGCAAACACCGUGUCCGCCGGUUUCUCGCCCGCCUCAUUCCACAUCGCUCUCACAAGAAAGACACCAAUUCGUUUGAGUGGCACGGCUUGCGCCGCUAUGUUGAUGCCAUAGAGGACGAGCGCGUGGUGGAAAUCACUGACAUUGAGGAGUAUGCCAAAUAUAGCAUGAUCCUAGACUCUGCUCUGACCCGUGUGGUUUACUUUUUUGACACUCCCGGAUUGCACGGUGACGGACCGAAAGAACCUCCACCACAGUUUGGUGUAGAUGUUUACUUGUCGCUCGCUACUAUCCACUACGGUUCAUGGGCAGACAGACAGCGGGGUCCAAUCCAAACCAUGCUCUUCCCGUCCCUUUCACGUGAUAGCGAGGCUACAGUUGUAUGCGAAGACCCUGGACGGCCAAGAACAUAUGCGGGGUUCCGACUUCAAGUUUUUGUUCAGGACGAGCUUGUUUUUCGCUUGCCCACAAGAGAAUUCAGUAAGGAUAAAAGUGAUUUAGCCGCACAGGGUCCCAAGAGGCAGAAAAUCACCCGCCCGUUCGGCUGGCUUGAGUUCAAGCUUGCUCUGGAGUCGAAAAUCUCUUCUUUCACAUCGUAUAUUGCCAGUGAGAAAGGCUGGCCAAACACGUUGUCCAUUUUCAUGUCAAAACCUGAAGUGCGGUCUUCAGUCAAUCACGACGUUCUUUUCAUGGCCGACGAACACACUCUAGACUGUGAUAUUGGAUUUCCCUUGCAGUGGAACGGCAAAUGCGUGUGGACCUUCAACAACAAAACGAAGAACGGCUUGUUCUUUUUCCUCCGCGAGCAUGCUUUCCUAAUCAACGAUGUUGUAUCAGACUUUGCAUCGGGCGAACCCGCGCCAUACGAAUACUUUCGGCCUUUUGAGUAUCGCUUGAACUGGAGUGUAGAAGACUAUAAGUUGUACUUCAACGUGAACGACCACAACAUCAUCAAUGAUCCGUUGGACUUUGAUACAAAUAAGUAUCUUCGUUUUAGCGGUUCAUUGUUGAACAUUUCUUUCAUAAUACCAAUGUUGGGCCAGUUUUCUAAGAGCUCCAAAAUCGACUUCAAAAUUAACACCACGUCACUCGAACUUGACUUGGAAGUACCUUCAUGGCACACUGUUAGCGCAUUUAUGCAUGGCCGAAAAAAGAUGGGGAGCACUGAGGCAUUUGAGAUCUCAGGUUACUACAAUUACUAUAAUUCUAUUGAGGUUCACCAGAAUAACUUUGCGGUUAUCAAUGCAAUUGGAGAUAAUGUCACGCUCGUAUUCUUUGGAUAUCUCAUUCGCUACUUAUUCACGUUCAGAGAAAACUACUUUGGGGACUUCAAGCACUUCAAGACAUUUGAAGAAUACUCAAGCACUUUGCAUCAUGGAAAUAACCCAGACAGAUCAGAUGAUGAUUCUUCCGCGGAUACAGAAUUCGAGACUACUCCGGAUUACUGGAAAAUGCUCAAAACAGAGAACGAUCUCAAUGUUUUGUUCACUUUUCUGGUGCGGGGAGGCCUCAUCAUAUUGCCCUGCAAUAUCUACGACCACCAACGUCAUAUCGGUCUUGAAUUCAGUAGUUUGGAUGUGGAUAUCCACUUGACGAAUUAUUAUAUGGACCUUCAGGCAGAUUUUAGCACGGCCCAAGGUUUUGGGUGCAAGUCGGAAGAAUCUCAGAAAGUUGAUAUUUGGAACACGGCUGUUUACAGAGAAUCGGUACUGAAACAAAAGCCUGACAUCACAAUCGAUGGUUUUAGUGUCCAUACCCAUAGAAUGUUUGGUCUUGCACCAGAAACGCUUACCUAUCAUUGCAAAUGGGAUUUCUCUAGCGGAGCAAUAAAAAUAGAUAGCGAUCCGCUCUUCCUAGUUGGAUUGAAGUCUGUGUUUCAAAAUUUUGUAUUCGGUUACAAAGACCUUGAGAACACUUUGAUUUACACCACGCCUACGGUUUACGAUCUCGCUAAUUAUUCGUUCCGCUGCCCUGAAGUUUCUCUCAAGAUCUUCACUGGAAUUGAGAAUACGUAUUUACAUGUGUCCUUGAUUGAUAUUUUAGUCGGAUUCAAUGACAUCGCAAACUACAGAUACUCAGACAAAAUUGUCUUGAGUCUUCCGGAGAUUGAAGUCAAAGUGGUGAAUGAAGAUGAUGAAACUAUGCACCAAGCUUACUUAAAGACCUCUCUCACGUUUACAAACUUUUGCCAAAAGGCAAAAAUGUUGGAACACAGGAUUUUCCAGCAAAGAUAUGUUAGGCGAAGUGAUGCCCCUACCCACCGUGUUCCGUUCCUAUUAUUUGAAGAAAAUAGGGACGACAUCUACGUGGAUGCAUAUGGGUGUCUUUUUCCAACUAUAUCCUUGCCUACGGCGUCCAGUCCUCUCACGAGAGAAUGGGCACACUUGCAAAGUGAUGGCUAUUCUGCAUCAGAAGCUGCAAGUGAUACUGAUAGCUCUGCUAUUCUGGACGCUCUGGACUAUUUAAAUCCUACGGUUAAUUAUUAUGAAGAUGACUUUGUUCCGCAGACCCCGAUAAGACCAGGCUACAAAACGGACGCACUUAUAUUUGAGCUCGGGGCGGUCAAUGCUUUUUUCACUCCUGAAGGCGCACAGUCUAUGACAUCGUUUGCCAGUAAAUUGCAAUUUCUCGACCUUGAUACACUAAUUGAUAUGAUCCAGAUUGAAGCCAUCAAUCACUUGAAGAAACUAAUCAUUCCCCUCUCCACAAUUGACAACAUUCGUUUUGUUUGUCCAAGUAUUGAUUUGAAAAUUGCAGAAAAGCCGAUUUUGGAUAUCACAUCGGUCCUAUGUUCUUCUCCUAGCGUUCCAGCUGUGACGAUUUCUGUGAUAGAGCCAUCAAUCGCUUUUUCAUCGGUUGCAACCAAAACUAGACGAAAUAUUGACCUUGUUGAAGAAAAGUCGUCCUCAUUAGCAUUCCAUGUCCAAGAAGUUUACUUGUCUGUACACGAUCCCAAUUACUUCACGUCCGUUUUUUCCAUUCAUAUCAAUGACUUUGAAGGAUGGAGUGCAACAGAUCAACCUUCAGGAGCAAUAUCUCAUUAUGGAAUAGGAGAGGUGCUAUGUGCGAUGGAGACAGUGCAAGCCCAAUGGACUGUAUCGUUUGUAACCUCGCUUACAAGCGCUUUCAAGGAUUGCCUUCGGGAAUUUGCCAAAGUGAAAGAAACAUCCGUAGUAUGGAGACGGGAGUUGAUUCAUGCUUUGACCACAUGUGCCAGAGACAAGAACAUGCAACAUGAUCCCGCUGUGAUUACUAAGCCUGCAACAAUCUUAAGAUCUUGUGACGAUCAUGUCAGGUUCUAUGACAGCUGGAAGCUUGUUACCAAACUUCGGAGCAUUUUGUCUGAAUUGCCAACGUAUGAGGAAGAGAAGUUGCGCUUCAUGAACAGGGAAUGGAAAUGCGUACCAGAUGCGUUGAAGGAGGUGAUGGAAUAUUUUGGAAACUGGCGCUCUUGGGAAGGAAGCAUAGCUCAGAGAACCAAUUAUUUUCGCCAUAUAUUUGGCGAAGAGUUGAAGAGUGAAAAAAAGUCGCUUUUGUUUCUCAAGUUAACACUGGGUGGCUUCAAUAUAAACCAAUCAGGUACAACUGUGGAUUAUUUGGCUCUUCAUGGUGUUCGUGUCGUUUUGAAUUCAGAUAAUCUGGGGUCAGAUGUCUUUUGGGAUGACAUCAACGGUGUUGAAUAUAAAGAGGAAAAUUCUUUCCUUGUCAACGUCGACGCUUGUGAUGGUCUUUUUUCUUCACUAACAUUUGAUACGGUCUCAAACGUCAUCAAGUCCCUCAAUUGCGAACAAUCAACCAAUGCAUGUCAAACAAAAGAAACCAUUCCUGAAGAAAUGGUACCUUGGAUACAUCUGUUGGUGAAUUUUAAACUCUUUCAUAUACGGAUUGAUUUGCCCGCCACCUUUAUUGAACUUUAUUCCUACGACAACAUCUCCAAUUAUGAGUCGUAUGCUCACGCAGGUUUCAAUAUGAGCAACCAGUUCAGAGAAUUUACAGUGUCAUUUGGAAAGGAAGAACAAGAUUACAUCAAUAUAUCGCUUGAACAACUUCGUGUUACCCUCAUUGAGAGCAAGGACAGUGGUGCCUGUAAGGCUGUUAAUGGAAGUCUCAAACAUUUCGAGUUCAAAUUUUCUGACCAAGAUGGGAAACUUGACUCCACCAUUUCUUCCUUUUUUCAGGAAGACAUGCCGAAGAUCAAGAAUUUGAUACCCGAGAAACAGGACGAGGGUCCCAAUUCUGACAAAAAUCUCACGAAAAGAAGCACCCAGAAUAAUUUUAUUGUGAACUUCUUAGUUGAGAAAGUUGACUGGUACUUAGAAUUUUUUUGGGUCCUCUUCGCUUCCCAUUACGCGUUGGCUCGAGGCAAAUACAGCUUGAGCCAUCUGCAAGGUGCACUAGCUUUCGACUAUUUUCACAAGAGUACGUCUUGUGAUGCAGUUUUACUGGAAAUGACAAUUUCUACACACAGAACAGACAAACAUGCGUUUGAAGUCUACCGCAAAACAAUUGGAUUCUCUUUGGAUGAUUAA